Molecule: messenger RNA, 2798 nt
Organism: Opisthorchis viverrini
Lineage: Eukaryota; Metazoa; Platyhelminthes; Trematoda; Opisthorchiida; Opisthorchiidae
Exons: 6
Coding region: 132-2786 (884 amino acids)
Source: RefSeq, a predicted model, not a curated record
GGACCAUCGUCACCAAGUGCCGUUUUAUAGCGUGCGAUCAUGUGGUCAUCUUGGCCAAUGUGAUCCAUCGAACAAGUUGCUAACUGGAACUGAUUUAUUGAAAUCCAUGGAUCGUGCUUCGUAAUGGGAGGAUGGCUUCAAAUUUGAUGCCAUCGACAUCUUGUUUGAUCAACAAUCAGAAUGACUUGGAAACCCCUGACAGUCCCACAAACGAAACCAAACUCGCAUAUUAUUGUGAACAACACUGCCCUGGCGAAUAUCAUGUGCACAAUGAUGAUGCACUACCGACUCCGGGGCACUCCUCUUCAGGGUGUCAAUGGUCCACCGAGGAACAGAUACUUGAACACCAGUUUGCAACGGAAGCGCUAAAACAGGAGCGCACGAUCCGAUAUCCGGAAAUGAACGACCGUUCGCUGUUGCAUGGUACACCAUAUUUUUACGAGUAUGAAGGCACAUUCCCAAGUUCCCCAAUUGACCACUCACCGACGGUGGGGCAUAACUUCGGACGACAUCGAGGCAAACUGAGUAGUGACCCGACAUUCAUUCUCAGUCUCGUCCGAUGGGCACGGAUAGGUUCUUCACGGCUGGCUGGUGAUGAUGACCAAAUUGACCGACUCAAUUAUCAAAUUACAGGGCUCAUUCUGCUCAUAUUAAUUGCAUUAACCGGAAUGAGACAAUAUCUAUCUCAUCUACCGUUGCAAUGCUGGAUACCACAAGAAUUCUCUCGCAGCUGGGAAGAAUACGCUGAGAACUACUGUUGGGUAACCAAUACCUACUACGCAAGCCUUGAGUCCAGACUUCCUCCACCGGAAGAAAGGCAAAAUGUCGUUCGUUACUACCAGUGGGCUACAUUUGCUUUGGCCGUGCAAGCUGCUGGUUUCUAUCUUCCCUGCAUUAAUUAUUCAGGAUUUCAAGUUCAGCGGAUAAUGCAUAGUGCCAUCCAAGUCAACUGUGCACCAAUAGCGUCUGUUUCGGCUGCCAUCGCCGGUGUGGCAAAAUACAUGGAUGCAGUGAUUUACCGAAGGCAGUACAAAAUUUGGCAGCGGCCAGCAACAUUCAGCGGUUUGUUCGAACCUGUAUACUGUUAUAAAUUUUCACCAGUCGAACAAUCUGCCGCAAAAGCCAAAACAGUCCAGUUUAAAGGGACACAGGUUCAGCCGAAGGACUACAAAAUAUUGAAAACCUCCGAGGAUCCUCAUCACCAUGGUAGAGCCACAUUACGAAGUCAUAAAAAAUCUCCUGCUCCACCUCCUCCGGUAGAGAGUCAACAAACAGCGCCCAAAGAGACAUCCACCCCGGCUGGUGCCCAGAGCAAUGGCCGAAGCGGAAUAAAACCGGGAAGAAAGCAAUCUCUGGGUUCGGCAAGCUUCUGUGACGUAUGUUGCGCCUGCUUUUCAAGCUGUCUCAUCAACCAGAAGACUUCAGCGAAGAACGAGAAAACUGACGCGCAAUCUAUGCAAACCUUGAAGCCGUUGAUCGAACCUCCUACGGCAAAGACCAGUGGUGAACAUCCGGACAUCUCUCGGUCCUCAAGGCAGUGGCACACUAGAUCAACAUACUGCCCCAUGUGGUGUUGGACUCAUCAAGGCGAAAGCGGGGAGGCACACAGUUACCCUACGGAACGGAAAAAUGGGCGACAUCAAACUUCAGGGGUACUGUUCACUCACAAACGGAAGGAUUGGUUGCCCAGAUUAUGCAAGAUGCUUGGCAAAGGCUUUGUGGUAGUCUGUCGUCUCUUGUCGACUUUUGUAUGCCUUAUACCGGGAUGCCUAUACCACUGGAUGCGGGGUUCUCAGCGGAUCAAAUGCAUUCAAAGGAGCAACGCAUUUCUUUUCUACCUGUAUACAACGAUUAAACUUUUAUACCUGCUCAAUAUAUUGGGCCAGUUGUGCUUUUUAAAGUACUUCCUUGGCACCGAUUCUUAUAUCUUUGGAUUACAUGUACUCUACGAUUUGCUUAACGGGAAGCCUUGGACGCAAACCGGAAAUUUCCCUCGGGUGACCUAUUGCGAUUUUGAAGCGAAGAAGACAGGAAAAAAUUACAAGUAUACAUUACAAUGUGUCCUCCCAUUAAACCUCUUCCUGGAGAAAGUGUACGUCUUUUUGUGGUUCUGGUUUAUAUUUGUCGCCUUGUUGACCACCUACAGCCUGCUCAAGUGGCUUUCACGUCUGAGCAUUCCACAUCGUCGUCGCAAUUUCAUUCAUAAAUUCCUCAUACCAUGGAAAUUCCCUUAUGGCUGUGAACAGCUGAACAAGCGUUCGUUGAACUUCUUUGUUGAUAAAUACCUGGACUGUAAUGGUGUUUUCGUCAUCUGGCUUGUUUCGAUGAAUGCCAGUGAACUGGUUGCUGGUGAGCUCAUCUCAGCUUUGUGGGACUUAUUCUGGACCAGAAUCUGUGUAGCCUCUUCCUUUCUACCGGCUCAGGUCUUUUCAAAAACAGAAUUUGGCGAUAACGCGAAUUGCGCAUUUGAUGAUUCUUCGUCCUCAUCACAGACGAUACACCAGCUGACACCCUAUGAACAGCCGUUGUUGGUCCCCACUGAAGGCAAAUGGCAUUCGACUGGCCACCUUCCAAACGCCGUGCCUGCUGGUAGUCUGACUGCCGAUGUAGCAACUAAAAUAGAAGCCAAAGCUGACAUGUCAUCGUAUAUUCCCCAUUCACCAGCCGCAUUUACCCGAACAACCUCAAGUAGUUUGAUCGUACCGGCUGUACUUACCAACCAGUCAACGAACGACUCUUCAAUUAAAGCUUCUGCAAUGGGCUCAAGCCUGGAUAGUAUUGUGUGAAAGCGAUGUACA